Molecule: messenger RNA, 1884 nt
Organism: Penicillium diatomitis
Lineage: Eukaryota; Fungi; Ascomycota; Eurotiomycetes; Eurotiales; Aspergillaceae
Product: LipA and NB-ARC domain protein
Exons: 1
Coding region: 1-1884 (627 amino acids)
Source: RefSeq, a predicted model, not a curated record
AUGGGCUCAAUUUAUCUCCACCCAGAAAUUGGUCGCGAUGACUUCAGGAUCAGACGGAAGCCAGUGUCUAAUCCCAACCUCAGGGGAACGGCUAUGACCCAAGCCCCCGGACCUGGAGGCUUAUUACACGCUGCUACAUCUUCAUAUCUCGCGCCGUCACUGUCGUCUCAGCCACCAUCGUAUGAGGAACUAUACGGCCCCAACUUUUCACUUCCUGAGCAAGAGACGUUGACGAGGCCAAGAACGGCGGAUGCAUCGAACAAUCCAGCAUCUUUCUCUCAAUCUCCAUCCCCGUCUCCCUCCACGGCCACAGAAUCAUCUUCGUCAAGGCUGCAGAAAGCAUACGGUGAAGCAUGUCAUUUCUUGGGAGGAUUAAUUAAUCAUCCUACCGAGUCAAACAAACAUGUCACCGUUCUGCGACAUUCUCACGGUCUGGUCUUUUAUCGAGGCCCUUCCACCUCGGUGGCAGUAUCGAUCUUUUCCGAUGCACCCUUGCCAGAGGACCGCACAGUCUGGCUCCAGGAUAAAGGUUGGUCCGGAAAGGCCGGUAUGCGAGCCAAAGCUCUGUUUCGAUUGAACAAUAACUGGAUCGACGUCACGCCGGGUAUUCCUUUGCAUGCAGAUCAAGUUGCCGCGGGCGAUGAGCGCGCCUGGCAGCGCGAUAUCAAGAAAUUUUUAAGAAAGCCACCAUCCGAAGCCAAAAACCAGCACCUACUACGCGAAACUGUUGUCGUGCGCAUUCCAGCCGAGGCAGGCGAUGGGUAUUUUCAAUUGGUGAUAUGUCAAGGCACGAAAAAGAAAGUCAUGGGAUAUAGUCCCGUCUUCCGUGUCAUAUCUACGUCGGCCAACCCUCAUUCCAUGCGCGGUGCGAGUCUGAGCACAAUGCCGCUUGAAGUCGGCGCUAUGGUGGUCAGCCUGUAUGCACGAAGUGCUGCAAAGACCGUCAUGACACCCGCUACGGCCGUGGUCCAAUCAAAGGUGACUCAGUAUCGUCCAGCUUGGGUGAAGGAGACCGCGGCUCGAAAGGCAUAUCAAGUUAGUGGACUUCAGGAUCGAGUGACUGGUAUUCACCAUGGUUUCUCCUCAAGUCCAGUCAAGCGUCCAGUAUGUGCGGCUGCACCUUGUUUGAUCGAACGUGAGACAGAACACGGCGUUGAGGUCGGUCCUCAGCCACCGUUCCCAAUGGCCUUCGAGUCUCGUGUGCAGUUGAAGUCGUCUCCGAUCGAAAGUUCGGUACCUGAAUCAUCCAGUCAAGAAAGACUGACGCUACUUAAAGUCCCGGACUGGGUACUUGAGCAGAUGUGCGGGUACUAUUUCGGCUGGGCUUGCUUUAAACAUGGCUUCUUUGAUACACCCGCCGGACAAACAUCGUCUGCUGCAGGAUCUUGGUCUCCCGCUGUUUUAUCCGUCUCGACAUUGGAUCCACUGCAGGCAGCAGGAGUCAAUAUGAGUCAGGCCACCAAGCGAGUGGUUCAAAUACGUCUUCUGGAACACGCUGCCCUCCGGACAAACAAGCUUGAGAUUCGCGUCAUGGGCUUUCUUCGCGCCGAAAUACCUCCACCCACUGGCCAAGACAGGCAGGCGCUGAUGGAGGCUCAAGCUGCUGCGGCCGAAGCUGCCGUCCUUGCCGAUGCAUAUGACGUGUCUGUAGUGCAGGGCACAUUGUUGCAUCCAGCCUGGGCGCCGGAUACACGGACAGGAGAGGAGAUUAAUCGCGAAAAUGCUGGCUGGGUCGAUAAAACCCUGCAAGGAUAUGAGCAGAUCGUGGCCAACGGGCAGAGAUGGGUGGAGCAGGUUCCUCUGCAUCGGUUGGGUGUUCGAUCAACCGCAGAUGAGUGGCGAGAGCGACAAGUUGCGGUCAACGGCUUCUACAUCGUGCGUUGA